CCAGGACUCCAACCCAAGUCUAUCAUCCACUAGAUCACUCAGCAACCAUGAGGUCUCUGGUCUUCGUUCUGCUCAUCGGAGCUGCCUUCGCCCUUGAUGACGACAAGAUCGUCGGAGGGUAUGAGUGCACACCCCACUCCCAGCCCCAUCAGGUCUCUCUGCAAUCUGGCUACCACUUCUGUGGAGGCUCUCUGGUGAACAAGGAUUGGGUUGUGUCUGCUGCUCACUGCUACAAGUCUCGCAUUGAGGUUCGUCUUGGAGAGCACCACAUCAGGGUCAACGAGGGUACUGAGCAGUUCAUCAGCUCUUCCCGCGUCAUCCGCCACCCCAGAUACAGCUCCUACAACAUCAACAAUGACAUCAUGCUGAUCAAGCUGAGCAAGUCCGCCACCCUCAACGAGUACGUGUCAGCUGUGGCUCUGCCCACCAGCUGUGCCCCCGCUGGCACCAUGUGCAAGGUCUCCGGAUGGGGAGAAACCAUGAGCUCCUCUGCCAACGGCAACAAGCUGCAGUGCCUGAACAUCCCCAUCCUGUCUGAAGAGGACUGUGAUAACUCCUACCCUGGCAUGAUCACCGAUGCUAUGUUCUGUGCUGGAUACCUGGAGGGAGGCAAGGACUCUUGCCAGGGUGACUCUGGUGGCCCCGUCGUGUGCAACGGUGAGCUUCAGGGUGUUGUGUCCUGGGGUUACGGAUGUGCCGAGAGGGAUCACCCCGGUGUCUACGCCAAGGUCUGCCUCUUCAACGACUGGCUGGAGGACACCAUGGCCAUCGCCCUUGAUGACGACAAGAUCGUUGGAGGGUAUGAGUGCACACCCCACUCCCAGCCCCAUCAGGUCUCUCUGCAAUCUGGCUACCACUUCUGUGGAGGCUCUCUGGUGAACAAGGAUUGGGUUGUGUCUGCUGCUCACUGCUACAAGUCUCGCAUUGAGGUUCGUCUUGGAGAGCACCACAUCAGGGUCAAUGAGGGUACCGAGCAGUUCAUCAGCUCUUCCCGCGUCAUCCGCCACCCCAGAUACAGCUCCUACAACAUCAACAAUGACAUCAUGCUGAUCAAGCUGAGCAAGUCCGCCACCCUCAACGAGUACGUGUCAGCUGUGGCUCUGCCCACCAGCUGUGCCCCCGCUGGCACCAUGUGCAAGGUCUCCGGAUGGGGCGAAACCAUGAGCUCCUCUGCCAACGGCAACAAGCUGCAGUGCCUGGACAUCCCCAUCCUGUCUGAAGAGGACUGUGAUAACUCCUACCCUGGCAUGAUCACCGAUGCCAUGUUCUGCGCUGGAUACCUGGAGGGAGGCAAGGACUCUUGCCAGGGUGACUCUGGUGGCCCCGUUGUGUGCAACGGUGAGCUUCAGGGUGUUGUGUCCUGGGGUUACGGAUGUGCCGAGAGAGAUCACCCCGGUGUCUACGCCAAGGUCUGCCUCUUCAACGACUGGACUCCAACCCAAGUCUAUUAUCCACUAGAUCACUCAGCAACCAUGAGGUCUCUGGUCUUCAUUCUGCUCAUCGGAGCUGCCUUCGCCCUUGAUGACGACAAGAUCGUCGGAGGGUAUGAGUGCACACCCCACUCCCAGCCCCAUCAGGUCUCUCUGCAAUCUGGCUACCACUUCUGUGGAGGCUCUCUGGUGAACAAGGAUUGGGUUGUGUCUGCUGCUCACUGCUACAAGUCCCGCAUUGAGGUUCGUCUUGGAGAGCACCACAUCAGGGUCAAUGAGGGUACCGAGCAGUUCAUCAGCUCUUCCCGCGUCAUCCGCCACCCCAGAUACAGCUCCUACAACAUCAACAAUGACAUCAUGCUGAUCAAGCUGAGCAAGUCCGCCACCCUCAACCAGUACGUGUCAGCUGUGGCUCUGCCCACCAGCUGUGCCCCCGCUGGCACCAUGUGCAAGGUCUCCGGAUGGGGCGAAACCAUGAGCUCCUCUGCCAACGGCAACAAGCUGCAGUGCCUGAACAUCCCCAUCCUGUCUGAAGAGGACUGUGAUAACUCCUACCCUGGCAUGAUCACCGAUGCCAUGUUCUGCGCUGGAUACCUGGAGGGAGGCAAGGACUCUUGCCAGGGUGACUCUGGUGGCCCCGUCGUGUGCAACGGUGAGCUUCAGGGUGUUGUGUCCUGGGGUUACGGAUGUGCCGAGAGGGAUCACCCCGGUGUCUAUGCCAAGGUCUGCCUCUUCAACGACUGGCUGGAGGACACCAUGGCCAGCUAUUAAGUCUGACCAAGUGAUGACCAUCUUACUCUGCUGCCUCUCUUCUACCAUUCUCACUCCAACGUUGUUGUCGAGUUUGAACAAUGUGCAACCAUUUUCCAUCUGAGUCAAUAAAAUCUUUGAAUUCAAA
This is a messenger RNA of Notolabrus celidotus (New Zealand spotty), 2328 nucleotides long. Its product is annotated as serine protease 53-like. The transcript is spliced from 17 exons. The record is from RefSeq and is a predicted model, not a curated record. Lineage: Eukaryota; Metazoa; Chordata; Actinopteri; Labriformes; Labridae. Gene Ontology annotation, biological process: proteolysis. Bases 48 to 2201 code for a protein of 717 amino acids. Gene Ontology annotation, molecular function: serine-type endopeptidase activity.